CGCGAAGCUUCGCAUAGCCGGCGGCGGCGAAUUGCCCCGGCGUCAGUCUGAACGGCCGCGCCGAACGCGCCACACGCACCAUGCUAUCAUUGCUAUUCCUCGCCGCAAUCGCCGCCGCGGCCGCGCAAAACGACACGCAAACCUCGCGCCCACCGUCGCCCAGGCGCGAACAGUUCCGUGUCAUCUACGAAUGGAACGUUAUAGACUUCGAAUGGCCCUCCCCGGGAGAUCGCGAAGCUUACCUAAGUACCAACCGAUAUAUACCCCAAAACGUACUAAUAUCUGGCAUAAACUUCUAUGGCGAAAACCUCUUCCUAACUGUGCCGAGGAUGAUGGACGGAGUACCGGCGACACUGGCUACCAUACCGGUGCAACAAAUCGACACAGCGCCGAAACUGAAACCAUUCCCGAGUUGGGAGGAUAACGUACUUGGAAACUGUUCCGCGCUACAGUUCGUGCAGAAUAUAGAAAUUGACAAGAACGGGGUCAUGUGGAUCCUGGACAACGGACGUGUUGGAACGCUUACGCAAAAACCUGAUCCUAAGUGCCCUCCUUCUUUAGUCCUAAUUGACCUGAAGUCCGGAAAAAAUGAAAUGGAACGCAUACCGUUCCCACCAGAAAUUUCUAAUAUGAAUACAACGUAUUUAAAUGAUAUUGUGGUGGACAAUCGUGAUGGUGAUUACGCCUACAUAACAGAUAACAGUGCCGUCGACCCAGGUAUCAUCGUGUUCCGCCGCAGUGACAAAAAGUCUUGGAAAGUUCGAGACACAAAAUCAAUGUCGUCAGUGCCUGAAGCAUCAGCGUUCCGUAUUAAUGGAACUAGUAUUAACCUUCCAGUAAACAUCGAUGGAAUCGCUCUAGGACCUCAAUUUUUUACAGCAGAUGAUAAAAUUGAUAGAACAGUAUACUACUGUCCUUUAUCGAGUUACCAUUUGUACGCAGUUAACGCUUCAGUUUUGAGAAACGAUUCUAUCGGAAGCACAGACGGGGCAAUCCGCCCUUACGUUGUUGAUCUCGGCACUAAAGCGUCACAAACGGAUGGUAUGAAGAUGGACUCGACCGGUGUACUUUUCUACGGUCUAAUUGGUAACUCGACCAUUGCGGAAUGGAAUACGACGGUCGAUUUCCACGUUGGCCAACGUACUAUCGCCCGCGAUCCAAACUACAUCCAGUGGGUUGAUCGUUUCACGUUCGACGAUCGUGGCAAUGUAUACGUCGUCGUCAAUAGACUGUAUAACUUCGUGAAAAACCAAGUUUCAACUAGCGAAGUUAACUACAGAAUUCUGAAAUCCCAUACGGGCACAAAGAGUUACGUGUACGCAGAAGAUCUGAAGCCAGCCGGUGUUCCUGGUGCCGCUGCAGCUCCAACCCUUGGCGCAUCGCUGCUGCUCUUGGCUCUCGCCCACCUGCUAGCUUAGUCCUUGUGAAAUUUCUCAGUCGAAUUUUGGCCGAGACCCUGAAAAAACAGUGUUAAAUACACACGCCCGGACUGACGCGUAACAUUACCAAAUAUUGAGUUACCUUUAACCUCUAAGGUCCCAGUGAUAUACGCAUGUAGAUAUAGCUUUAUAUAUUUUGAAUAAGUUUUUAAUUGUUAUGAGCGACUAUGUGACCUUUGUGUACCAUAAGCUAAGUUGCGGUUCUAGGAUGAGUCUCGUGUUCACCAGAUGUACGCUAAAGGUCGAGGACAUGUUGCCAAAUGCCGCACCUUUUAUCAACAAUAAACAUUCCAACUUUUAAGUAAGGUGCAUCAUCCGGCAUGGUUUAUAUUACGAGUAUUUUUAAUGUAAGACUAAAUUGAUUAUGAAAUCCAGUAAGAGUAGUAUUUUUAUCAAAAUUUUCAUAAAUAUCAAUUGGUGCUGUCUCAUUUGCAUCUACAAACUGAAACUCCCUCGCUGUGCCAUUUCUUUCAAUAACAAUGAAUCAUAAGGCAGCUAGUGCAAACACAAAAUUUAUCAAAUUAUGAAAAUCCUACUCAUACUGGUUACUUUAAAUAGAAACGAAAAUCGUCCAAAACUAAAAAUUUAUCUAAAUCACUUAAUAUAAAUUUGCUAAAUUACCUAUAAUUUAACUUAAAUAGUAAUAUACAAUAUUAUAACUAAAUUGUAUGUUUGUAGUAUGAACGUGACUGAAUGAUUUUAAAUAAAUGUGUUUAUCGUACUUUUGU
Molecule: messenger RNA, 2167 nt
Organism: Diatraea saccharalis (sugarcane borer)
Lineage: Eukaryota; Metazoa; Arthropoda; Insecta; Lepidoptera; Crambidae
Source: the annotation of a GenBank genome assembly